CAAUGUAUAAGCCAAUUCUUGUAAACGAUUUUCGUCAAAGUAGUUUGCAUGCUAUUCAACAUCUUCCAUAUAGCUUUCCAAUCUCCGACAGGCAUUUUUGUUGAUCGUUGUCGUUGAAAUGUAGUUGGUCGCAAUCACCCACUGGAAGAACUAACGGUCAACUCAAAUCACGCAGGUUUACGACGAAAGCAUUCAGUCUUGGCCCCUCACUUUCACCAGACUUCAACAACCACUCCGUCGUCAAAAUCAAUCAUCAAAACCUUGACAACUCGAGGCACAGAAAUCUUGUAUUCCAACAACUCAAUUCGGGACAAUGUCGCACCACUGCCACGAUGAGCACGACGACCACCACCACCAUCAUGAGGGCGGGGCAGAGCACGACCACUCUGACGACAUCACCCCCGCCGUGCAGUUCUCGCUGUACCAGCACAUCAACUUUGACGAGAUCACCACCCUGAACGAGCAGGUGCACGGCUCUGGCCAGGCCAUUAUCAAGAAGACGUGGGCCGAACGAUUGGCGACGGAGCCCGAGGUGGUGAGCGAUGCUGAUGAGCAGCUGAUUAUCAACGUUCCUUUCACAGCCCAAAUCAAACUGCACUCCGUCCUCCUGCGCACCUCGCCCUCCCCCUCGGCCCCGCGCACCCUCCGCCUCCUCGCCAACGCCGACAUCCACGAUUUCGGUCAAGCUGAGGACUCUACUCCGACACAAGAAUUCGAGCUCUCUCAAACUUCGGAAAUCCAGGAAUUGCCCGUCAAGCGAGCCAAGUUCAACGCCGUGCAAAGACUGUGCUUGUUUUUCCCGGAUAAUUUUUCGCAAGGAGAGGAGGAUGAAACGAGAAUCAGUUAUAUUGGUUUCAAGGGAGAGUGGAUGACGUUGGGACAGGCGCCGAAGAAUAUCGUCUACGAGGCGGCGGCUAGGCCGACGGAUCAUAAGGUGAAAGGGACGGCGGACGCAAGAGGUGUGGGAUAUAACCGUCAGGGGUAGAGAGGAACUUUUGCGGGGAGUGAGGAAUGAGUGACGGGUAGGAAGGGGUUUGAGAGUGGAUGAAGGAGCUACCUCUAGUGAUGGGUCAAACCUGGUUUAGUUCUUAGUCUGCUGCUUUAAAGGCAGCAGCAUACCAGAUAGGAAUCGAGGUUGGGAAGGUUCUGACAAUGGCUUUCGGGCAUCAAAGGAUUUUCAGGUCUUAUGUAGCAU
Messenger RNA from Neurospora hispaniola, 1195 nucleotides. Its product is annotated as PITH domain-containing protein. Bases 314 to 985 code for a protein of 223 amino acids. The transcript is spliced from 2 exons. The record is from RefSeq and is a predicted model, not a curated record. NCBI's taxonomy places the organism in Eukaryota, Fungi, Ascomycota, Sordariomycetes, Sordariales, Sordariaceae. Gene Ontology annotation, cellular component: nucleus.